AUGGAGAGAAUUGGGGCAGACGUGAGUAAAACAGGCUGCAGCAGUCAUGGAGGGUCCACAGAGCUCCUGUCCGGCCCCAGCACUCCAGGCCGGGCCCCUCGCAGCAGGACAUCCGGCCGCAGAGCCAGUUCCCUGUCUGACAGUGGAGACACAGGCUUUUACACCUACAGCUCGGACAGUGUGGAGGAUGUGUCCUCCACUCUGCAGCCCCAGUCUCUUCUCGUCUCUGGCCUCUCCCCUGCGUCCCUCAGGCCUCUAUCUCUGACCCGCUCCUACGACCAGCUCUCCGCCCAACAGCAGAACACAGCGCAGUGGUACAAAACCUGCCAACAGCUUACCUCCUCUUCAUCUCCCAGCACCCACUCGAAGAAGAACCACCAGGAACCCAUCAGAAAAAGCUCAUCUCUUAACAAGCUGUCGUCAUGGGCUGUUUACGACUCAACUCGCACUUAUAGCAAUAGUAAGAAUAUUGACCUGCAAGGUUCAUUAGACAGGGGGUUGCUCAAAGGGUUCAAAAAGGAAACAAGCACAAACAAAACAGAUUUCUACCUUCCUUUGACGUCCUCGCUUCGAUGCAAUAGCUCGCUCCUGCGCUCUCCAGGGUCAGGGCCAUGUCAUUACUACAAACUGAGCCGGAAGUCCACCAGCGGAGAAUCAGACCGGACUUUACACAGGAGCGUCUCAGCUUUCUCCUCUCCAAUCAAACACAACCUGUUCACCGGCUUCACAUCCCCACAGGACCUAUGCAGUCAGAGCCUAAGUGAGCAGCCGCCCUUUGAUUACCCGUUACAGCCUGAAGUGAGGACACAGAUGUGGUUGAGUGAGCAGUUAGCGUAUAAGCCCAAGUUUGAGGUGGGAAAGCACGACACAGCAGAGAAUUAUGGGGACAAGCUCACCAGGCAACCAGGGUUCAGUCCACUCAAGUCAGGACUAAAGCAGAUGGUGAAAGGCAGUCCAGGGCCUGUUCCUGGUUUGGUGAAGUUUCAGGAGGGGCUGCUGAGACAGAGGGAGCAGGAGAUAGACUGGCAGAAGCAGCAGAUCGUUCAGCUCCAGGCCCGGAUCACAGAGAACGAGCUCAGGGUGCAGCAAGUCCAGCAGAGCCACAGGGGCAGACUCGAUGACUCCUACAUCUACAACAAAGACAGAGUGGGGCUGCCAGGCAAACAAGCUUCAUAUACCCUCUGUGAUAAAGAUCUGAGCCAGAAGCUGAGUGCAGCAGAAAUGGAACUACUCCAUCUGAAAAAUGUAUUCAAGCAGGUCACGCAGAAGUACACAGAAGACAUAUGCAAAAUGGACGAUAAGAUCCAGACCCGAGACCGCUACAUUUGCAGUCUGAAGAAGAAGUGUGCCAGAGAGAGUGAACAGAAACUAGAGCGACACCAGCGCGUGGAGACCCUGGAGAGCUACCUGGCCGAUCUACCCACGCUCACAGAGGUGCAGGGACAAAGCCAGCAGUUGAAAGAGGUUCAGCAGAGAGCAAAAGAGAUGGAACAGAGUGUUUCAUGGCUACAGAAGAGUCUAGAAGAAGGACAACUGCUCCUGAGGGAAAAGUAUCUUCAGAUUGAGCAGCAAACCAGGAGGGAGAAUGAGCUACUAGCAUCUGUACACAGUCUGCAGCAGAAGGUGCAGAGGUGCCUGGAGGACGGGGUGCGUGUGCCUGUGACUGACCUGAAGAGGCUCCAGACAGAAAAGGCCGAGCUGUUAGAGCAGCAGGACUGCAGCAGCAAGGUGAUUGAUCAACAGAAAGACCUGAUUGAGAAGAUGUCCCUCCAGCUGCAGCAGCAGCAGACAGAAGAGAAUUCUCCUGCUCGACUCCGGGCUGCGGCGCAGAGGCCUGAAGUAAGCCAGCUGCUCCGGGACAUGUCUGUGUGUGUGAGGGACCUCCAGAACCUGGGCACCAUCCUGACCCAGAGAGCCCAGGGACAGGAGCCCAACCUGUCUGUGCUGCUGGGAAUCAAGUCCCUGAGUCUGUCCAUGGAGGAGAGUGACACCAGAGAACCAGAAGAUGAGGAGCUGAUGAUGAAGCUGCAUGAAGUGUCUCAGCUGAGACGGGACAUCGAGGAGCUGAGGAGGAGUAUGGCCCCGCCCCCUGCCCUGCACUGA
Boleophthalmus pectinirostris (great blue-spotted mudskipper) is the source of this 2103-nucleotide messenger RNA. It is a transcript of the gene cep85l, whose product is annotated as centrosomal protein 85, like. NCBI's taxonomy places the organism in Eukaryota, Metazoa, Chordata, Actinopteri, Gobiiformes, Gobiidae. The record is from RefSeq and is a predicted model, not a curated record. The transcript has 12 exons. Gene Ontology annotation, cellular component: centrosome. The coding region runs from base 1 to 2103 and encodes 700 amino acids.